Molecule: messenger RNA, 510 nt
Organism: Morchella sextelata
Lineage: Eukaryota; Fungi; Ascomycota; Pezizomycetes; Pezizales; Morchellaceae
Exons: 1
Coding region: 1-510 (169 amino acids)
Source: RefSeq, a predicted model, not a curated record
AUGAGCGCAACAUUCUUAAACAUGCCCUCCCCGCAGCUCGCCACCCCCUACUCCGAGAGCCCCUCCGCUCCAGGCACGCCCAUGUCCGGCAUCUCCACCAUCGCCAUCAAAGACGGCCACGAAGGCCACCGCCCCAGCGGCGACACCGUCUCCGCCGCCGACCGCAUCUCCCGCCUCGGCGGCUACUUUGACCAAGCACGCAACAUCACCUCCUACACGCCUACACCUACAUCAUCCCCCGCCACACCCUCGCCCGCGCCGGGGACAACUCCUGGCGAGAGGAGGAGCCCCGCGAGUAAUGCGACGGGCAGCACCAUCACGACAGAGGAGGCGCUGAGGGCGACGAGGGAGGCGAAGAUGAUUGAUGGAAUGACUUAUGAUGAGGGCGUUGUGGAUACGACGGAUAGGACGCCGGUACUGGUGUUGAAUAGGGAGAAUGAGAGGAGGAGACCUGUGGUAAAGGAAGGGCUAGUGCUGGCACGCGGAGAGGAGGCGCAGAAGAAAUUAUAG